AUGGCGCACCGAAUUAUCGCUCAAAUCGUCUUAACAGGCGGCCGAGUGUUUGGAAGAGCUUUCGCAGAAGCAUAUAAACAAGCUCAAGCUUCAUCACAAUAUGCAAAAGCCGCUGCGAAGAGUGGCGGCCCUGGCGUCAUCAACACAUCCGCCUCCGGCAUGACUCUCGACGAAGCCUGCAGGAUCCUGAACGUAAAACCGCCUCAAGGCGGCACGACGAAUAUGGAAAGUGUUAUGGAACGAUUCAAGAAGUUAUACGAUCUAAAUGAACCCAAGAAGACCGGCGGCGGAUCAUUCUACCUACAGAGCAAGAUCCUGCGAGCAAGGGAACGAAUAGAAGCAGAAGCCCGGGCCGCCGAACGCAAAGCGCAAUUAGAGAAAGAGAUCAAAGAAGGUUGGAAGCCCAAAAUGUACAAAGACUGA
Molecule: messenger RNA, 423 nt
Organism: Exophiala viscosa
Lineage: Eukaryota; Fungi; Ascomycota; Eurotiomycetes; Chaetothyriales; Herpotrichiellaceae
Product: mitochondrial import inner membrane translocase subunit tim-16
Exons: 2
Coding region: 1-423 (140 amino acids)
Biological process (GO): protein import into mitochondrial matrix
Cellular component (GO): TIM23 mitochondrial import inner membrane translocase complex
Source: RefSeq, a predicted model, not a curated record